AUGGAAACGGAGCUCAAGGCAUAUUUAACACUGCUUCUAUCUUAUGUAAUUCUAGGACUUUAUUUCGUAUGGGCGCUCACCCCCGAGUGGAUCAUCAACUCGUACGGCAUCACCUACUACCCCUCAAAGCACUGGGCUGUUGCACUGCCUUCGUCGCUACUGAUUUUGGGAUUUUACUUUCUGCUCUACAACUUCUUCACUGAGAGGUCCAUGCUACCGCCUCUCAAUUCCCCUUCCGCCUUCACCGGUAUUGCACGUCCUCAUAUUAACGUGCAUGCUCAACAGGUACUCCGCAUCCGCGAAAAGCAGAAGAUACCGCUACACGACGUCCCGCUGGGAUCAGUCAACCAGCUGCUAUACGGCUAG
This is a messenger RNA of Babesia bigemina, 366 nucleotides long. Its product is annotated as PHOSPHATIDYLINOSITOL N-ACETYLGLUCOSAMINYLTRANSFERASE SUBUNIT P, putative. The coding region runs from base 1 to 366 and encodes 121 amino acids. The transcript has 4 exons. The record is from RefSeq and is a predicted model, not a curated record. NCBI's taxonomy places the organism in Eukaryota, Apicomplexa, Aconoidasida, Piroplasmida, Babesiidae.